This is a messenger RNA of Paramuricea clavata, 11945 nucleotides long. The record is from the annotation of a GenBank genome assembly. NCBI's taxonomy places the organism in Eukaryota, Metazoa, Cnidaria, Anthozoa, Malacalcyonacea, Plexauridae.
GAUGCGUUUGAUCACAAGAAAGCGAAAGAAGAAGGGGUUAUUUUACCGAAAAAAGGUAAAUUCUUAUUGUUAUAAGUUUUUCAAUUUUGUAUCGAAUACGCUAUACAAAGAUAGACCGAUCGUAUACGUUUAAUAGUUCCUAGCUUUGGCACUUGCAAAACAAUUAGUUCAGUGGCUGUGCUUAUAAAUUCCCAUGCCAUUCAAAUAAAAAGCGUGUUGUCAAUGUAUAGGUGUCGAUGAUGAUUAUGAUAAGGCUAUGGAAGACAUCGCGAAAACAAAACAAAAUUUGAAAGAUUAUCUAGAUCAACAAAAGAAACGACUUGGAUGCACGGUUAGUGUAUUAAAGUGCUAUCAGUUCUAAACUGUUCUUCCUAGAGGUCCUGUAAGAAUCAUCUCUUAUUGAUCCAGUGUUACCACAGGAGGAAAUCUAAAAUAAACUAACUUUAUUUAUACUGGGUAGCUCAAUCAGUUCUAAACUGUUUUUCCUAGAGGUCCUGUAAGGAUCAUCUCUUGUUGAUCUAGUGUUACUACAGGAGGAAACCUAAACUAAACUAACUUUAUUUAUACUGGAUAGUUCUAUCAGUUCUAAAGUGUUCUCCCUAGAGGGCCAGUAAGGAGGCCAUAGUUCUCAGGGGAAAACCUGUGGUGUUUGGUAAAGUCAAACUGGAAGCACUCUUCUCACAUGUGACUGAGGUGAAAUUAUAAUCAGACAAUUGUAUAUUGUAAGAAUCAAACACCAGCCACAGAGGUGUAACAUAUACACUUGUACUAACAACGGUGCAACCAACGGUUCUUUAGGCAAUCUGUUAUUGGGGAACAGGUAAGAACAGAUAUCAACUGGAGAUUCCUGAGAGAGCUCUCGCACGAAACACGCCGUCCGAGUACGAACUGCAGUCAUCCAAGAAAGGAUUCAAGCGAUACUGGUCUCCAGAGAUUGUUAAACUGAAUGAGAAAUUGAAUGACGCUGAAGACAGGCGAGAUGUGUGCUUAAAAGACACCAUGAGAAAAGUAUUCCAUAAGUUUGAUGAAAGGUAUGACGUGUAGGAUUCUAGCUUGUGUACGUUGGUGGCUCACGGGUUGUGCGUGUGUGGUCACUGUGACGUUGGUUUGAUUUUUGCAAUAUUUUUAAUUUAUUCAUACUGGAUAGUUCUAUCAGUUCUAAGCUGUUCUUCCUAGAGGUCCAGUGAGGAUUAUCUCUUAUUGAUCCAGUGUUACUACAGGAGGAAACCUAAACUAAACUAACUUUAUUUAUAUUGGAUAGCUCUAUCAGUUCUAAACUGUUCUUCCUAGCGGUCCAGUAAGGAUCAUCUCUUAUUGAUCCAAUGUUAAUACAGAAGGAAACCUAAACUAAACUAACUUUAUUUAUACUGGAUAGCUCUAUCAAUUCUAAACUGUUCUUCCUAGAGGUCUAGUAGUAAUUCGUUCCUUAUCGGCGCGGUGUUAGUACAGGAGGAAACUGGAGUACCUGGGGGAAAAGCAACAGUGUUUAGUUUUUCCCCAAAGUGGAGACAUUCGUCUCAAAGGUACCUACAUUUAUAAUUUUUUUAUUUCUCAGCUACGACAUGUGGGAAAGAACGGUGCAGUGUGUUGCUGUCUUGGAUUGUUUAAUAAGUUUAAUGGUAUACAGGUUAGUUUUGCGGUUGCUCUUUUAUUCUCAAGAAUAUUCAAUUUAAGAAAUUCAUCUGCAGUGUAUCUAGCAUGAGUCGAUAGUUUACAGCGUGUGAUUCAUCUUGAUGAAAACAUUCUUAUUCCUCAACAAUCUUAAAUACAUUGAAUUUACGUAAAUCAGCAGCAUUUUGUAUCGGAUAAACAAGCUUCCUUCACGCAAGGUUCUUUGUUAAUUGAUGAAUUAUUUAUGUAUUACAAUACUCUUUAGUUCACAGACAGAAGGGAUAAUGUGCCGGCCGGACGUUGUUCCCAUCAGUGAUGGCGACGAGGUUUGUAAUGAAAAAAUCUAAAAAAAACACUAAAUGACGUGAAGUGGUUUAAAUAUGCCCGUCAAUUCAUGUGCAAUUCCUCCUUUCUAGCCAUUUAUAGAAAUUCGGGAAGGCAGACAUCCUUGUGUGUGUCGGACAUACAGCGGUGGAGACUUUAUUCCCAAUGACACGGUCAUUGGACGCUGGGAUCCUUCGAGUAGUCGCAGUUCUUGUGUUGUGGUCACUGGACCCAAUAUGGGCGGGAAAUCCACUCUGAUGAGACAAGCUGGAUUGAUUGUGAUAUUAGCACAGCUGGUAAGUGCUUCGGUUGAAUGUUUCACUAAGUAUUAUCGUGCAGCAGAUAGUGGUCAAGAAAAUUACUUUCAUUCUAUGGAGUAGCCUUGUAUUUGGUAACAAAUAAAUACAAUUGAGAGUGUAGUUCUUGUUCCUAUAAGUGAUAACAGAAAAAAGAAUUUUCUCCCUGGGAGCAUAAGGGAGCGGUCAUUAUUUAUGGGGGGGGGGGGGGGGUUGGGUUGCACCGAAGAGAAAUGUUUUUUCGUGGCAAAAAUUUUGCUGACCCAACCAUUAAAAGUAAAAAAUUUGAUUACCCAACCUCAAAUAUCAAUUAGAAAGUAAAUACCCACCCCUGGCCAAAACCUUUACAAAAGGAUACCAUUCAGUUGUCACACAUGUCCUUUUAAUUGCCACUUUUGUGACAUGAGUUUGAUAACGGCUUGUGAAAUUUUCUGCAGUCUAAAGUUUCAUAUUGUCUGCACAUGUAGUUUCUUUGGAGACACCAUUUGUCUCCUGACAAAUCGGAAAAUGAUGAAGAUAGUGACUUGAUUCACAUAUUGUAUUGACAUAUGAUUGUUGACAUUGCUUUUUAGUCCCCAAUGGAAUAUUUUUGUGCUAAAUCUGCAUGUGCAUAAACAUAUAGUGUUCUGGCUGACCAUGGUUUUAAAUUCAAGAAAUAAUGUCUGUCAACCAUAUGUUGUUGCGCCCAUAGUGGGACAUGGGUGUUAAGGUUCCCCUCAAAUAUUCAAUAGUAAAUCUUCAUUCAAAUGAAUUUCCUGCAGCUGUUUAACCCUGCGAGCAGUGCUCGCCUAUUUUUUCCACCCCUGCCCAGCUGUUUCAUUUUGUCGUAUUUCAUUCAACUAAAUGUACUUUAUCAAAUCUCAUCCAUGCCACCUUAACUUGUUCUCCAGGGUUGUUAUGUUCCCGCGGAAAAGUGUCGGCUGACCCCAGUAGAUCGCGUAUUCACCCGACUGGGUGCGCAUGACCGUAUUCUUUCAGGUAUGUGCCAAAACUAUCGUAAGCUUUGCUUAACCGAAUAGAAUCACAAAUUGACUGAAUUAUUUUGCAGGCGAGAGCACGUUCUUUGUGGAGCUCAGUGAAACAUCGUGCAUUUUACGUCAUGCUACCAAACACUCGUUAGUUUUAUUGGAUGAGUUGGGUAAGUGUCUAGUAUUGUCGACUCUGGCUUACUCCUCAGGGUUUUCUGUGGAAGGCUGUUUGGACAUGUUAGAACUAUUCUAACCCAGUGAGCUCUCUCUCUCUCUCUCUAUAUAUAUAUAUCUGGAGUAAGAACUUCAGUCAUUCGGUCAAUGAGAAAAGUGAAGUCAAGAUGGCGGGCAUUGACGUCCAAUAGCUCUGAAGGUCGCAAACAGUUUUUAUACCAUUUCCCCAAGCUAAUUCCAGGUUUUUCUAAUGGACCGUAUCACUAAUCAAGUUUUCAGUUCAUAAAAUCACAAUAUUAUUCUUUAAAUCGAAGUCAAAAUACGAAAUUUCAACACACUCCUUGCCAAGAUGGCGGAAAUUGAAGGAGCUGUUGGACGUCAGUUCCAGUCCCUUUCUAUUGUUUUUUGUCUGCGCGGUUAACACGAAACUGGCUUCACUUUGAGCAACCAAAUUCCCACUCCAGAUAUAUAUGAAGCUCACUGUUCUAACCUCGUACCCAGGGCCACACUUUACCCGAUGAAACUCUCCAGCAUAUAAAAUAAGGCAACUGGUAAAGUUUAGUUCAGAUUUCCUUCUCUAGUAACACAAUUGAAGAAAUACCCUUACUCAACCUCUCUGAAGAACAGUUUAGUACAGACAGAGCUAUCCAGUAUAAAUAAAGUUAGUUUAUAGUGUAUUGAAAUAAAUAUGAACUCUCAUCGUUUAGGCCGCGGGACAGCAACGUAUGAUGGGACAGCAAUCGCGUCAGCAGUUAUCCAGAAUCUAUCCCAAGAUAUCCAGUGCCGUACCUUGUUUUCAACUCACUAUCAUUCGUUGGUUGAAGAUUUCAGUAAUGAUCCCACAGUCCGCCUGGGACAUAUGGUAGGAUCUAUUCACACUCACUAUUAGUGUAUUUUGCAGUGGAAUAACGUGCUCACGUAUCUCCGUGCUCACGUAUCUCCGUGCUCACGUUUCUCCGUGCUCACGUUUCUCCGUGCUCACGUUUCUCCGUGCUCACGUUUCUCCGUGCUCGCGUUUCUCCGUGCUCGCGUUUCUCCGUGCUCACGUGUCUCCUAAAACGUUUUCUCAAUUUCUAGGCGUGUAUGGUAGAGAACGAGGACGAAACAGGUGACCCAAGUAAAGAAACCAUCACUUUCCUGUAUAAAUUCGUUGAAGGAGCUUGUCCUAAGAGUUAUGGAUUUAACGCUGCAAGACUCGCCAAUAUCCCUGAAGAGGUCAGCUUUUGUAUAUUUAAUAUUUGUUUUAUACAGUCUACUAACAAAUUACACUAACAUUAAUAAUGACAUUGAAUAUAAACUGUUUAUUUUACUGAUUGACUCUUACUGGACCUCUAGGCAGUGGCGUAGCCAGAACGAUAAUUGGGGGGCCCAUUGAUUUCACAAUAAAACAAUUGAUUUCAAAAGAAAUUAAUAAAGCAGAACACGAAUAUAUGAAUAUGUCCCUCCCCCACACGUUCUGGCUACGCCACUGCCUCUAGGAAGAAAAGUUUAGAACUGAUAGAGCUAUCCAGUAAUAAAUAAAUAAAUAAAUAAAGUAAAUAGUUUAGUUGAAAUGUCAAAUUUACAUCAUUCGGAGCCAACUGCAUUCCGCACGUUACACAAACAACGUUUACACAAACGUUUCAAACCGUCUUUAUAGUUCGCACACAGCGUGAAAUAAACCAUCGGAGUCAAACAGCUCGCUAGACACGUGCUGGUCCAUACAAUUUGGAUCGUACAACUAGGCGAUCUUGUUUUUGUUUGCCAGAAUGCUGUGUACAUUAUCGGGAAGGGGAUCUUUGAAACAACAACAAUGACGGUUACUAAAAGAAGCAUUUUAACUGUUCUUUUUAUCGAUUCAUUUUCCUCUACGGUCCUUUCGCCUUGGCCACAAAUUGUUUUUGAAAUACAAAUGCCAAUAACAAUUUUAGCAUAGAAGUAAAUAGUUAGGGCGCUCGGGAGUAUAGAAAAUAACAUGACCCAGACAAUAACAAAGAUAUCUCCAACGUCUUUCGAGACAUUCCGCACAUUAAUAAAGAUAAGUUGACAUGAAAAAAAAAUCGACAGACACCACAUUAAUCCAAUAGCUCUUUUUGCUCCGCGUUUUUCGAGGUGUCGUUGUGGUUCUAAGGCGUAAAAUAACGCCCUGUACCGUUCACUGGCAAGUAGAGUUACUGUAAGCAUCGAAUUUAUGAAGCUAGCAUCUUGUACUGGCGUUGAAAGUUGGAAAAGAUAAAAGCCAUUUAUUUCGUAUCUGUAGAUUGCUGUUUUAAAGCCAUAAGCAAUCGUUGCCGGCGCUUGGACGAGUAGGUACAAUAGAUCAGACGCACUGAUAUUUGUCAGCAAAAGAUUCGUGGGGUUUCGCAUUUCCUUAUUUUUCCAUAUUAUUAUAAGGACUAAAACAUUCCCAGUUAUGCCAAGUAAUAUAAAAGGAAAAAGCACUGGCGUUAUUCUGUAAAUUUCCUCGUUUCCUUCGCAAAAGCCAAACACGUCUGCCAAACUUGUCGAGUUGGCCAUAUUUCUAACGUUGCUGUGUGAACCUUUCUUAAUGCUCCAAGCAGCUGUGUUAAAUGUAGUUCUUGUUUUAAUAAAGAAAUGAAAAUGUCCUGAAGUCGUUUUAAUUACAAUCUUAUCGUAUUAGAAAUAUUAAUAUAUAGUUUUAAUUUCGAUGGGUAUAUAAUUAAUAUUCAAGCUGUUUCCUUCAACGCUAAACUAACUUUAUUUAUACAAUAUAGCUUUAUCAGUUCUGAACUGUAAUUCUCAUUAAGAUUUCCAGUAAACGUCCCUUGUAUAACACCAUGACAGCUUAUUGUAGAAUACUACCUACACUGGACCACCACGUUUGAGAUAUCUUUUUCAGGUAGUUCAAAAAACAAACCACAACAGCUUAUUGUAGAAUACUACCUACACUGGAUCACCACGUUUGAGAUAUCUUUUUCAGGUAGUUCAAAAAACAAACCACAACAGCUUAUUGUAGAAUACUACCUACACUGGAUCACCACGUUUGAGAUGUACACUUUAAAAAAUGCUAGCAUACUGAACUUUUCAGUUAACUCCUUGUCUUUACAGGUGAUUCGUAUGGCUAUUGAUAAAGCAAGAGAAUUUGAAGAAAAUGUUGAAAGAAUUAAACUAUUUAGGUUAGUUUUAGACAAACGAUCUUUUUGCUUGUCUGUUUGCCACGUUUAAGCACAGACAAACUAUAUUUUCUUUGCCCGUCGUUCGUCCAGAUGGAUCAUUCCUCUCUGGUAUAAACCUUGCUAUGUUUUCGCACAUAUUAUAUAUUUCUUCAAAUUGUUUUUUCAGAUCCCUGGCAUGCGAGAAAAACAACAAGAUCAAAGAUGCAAUUGCUCUGGCUCGCGAGAGGUUGAGGUAACCAAACGUUGUGUGGACCAAUCGUUAUGAGGUGUCUAUCAGUCUGAUAUCAAAAUGAUAUCAAUGGAACUGAAACAUUUAGACAGUUUGAAUAGAAUUUGUUUUGUUUUUGAGAAAUGAAUAUAUAUAUAUAGAUGUAGAUUAGGGAUGGAUUUACUUGGGGGGUGGGGUGGGGGUUAGCCCUGGCCAGAGGGGUGCAGAGGGGCGCUAUUUUUCAUGAUAAAGCAAAAAAUAUAAGUAAUAACUAUUAUAAACUUCUCCCUUUCCGUCAGUCCCCACAAGGCUACAACUAGGUGAACUAUAUAGCUGCUCAGUAACUCAGUUACACACUUGUACCGCAUGGAGGCUGUUUUGCCAAAUUGCCAGAAUACUGUUAUGUGUUGAUGGGCGAGCGGCACACAUGACCGACACAACUCGGCACCAGAGCUGGCGGAGCUCACCGUCUUUAAACCGCUGCCACAGAAUACUAUACAGAAGUCCAUCUCCAUUGUUUUUUUGCGUAAGCGCCAUUCGUCAUGAUUCGUCACUCGGCAAGUACCGUAAACAGAAGCAGUCACCCCCUGGACGUGCGCAAUUUUUAGUAUUUCCAGGGGGAGACUGCUGCUUCUGUUUACGGUACUUGCUGAGUGACGAAUCAUGACGAAUAGCGCUUUAUACGCAAAAAAACAAUGGAGAUGGACUUCUGUAUAGUAUUCUGUGCCGCUGCCUAACCUAAUUUCAUACUAACUUUCAGAAAUAGCCUGAAAAGCAGUGGCGGCGCCAGGCUUCCAAAUUUGGGGGGGCAUUUGAGGGGCAAACUCAAAUUUUGGGGGGGCAAGAUCGAAUUUUUAAAAAGGUCGCCCCCCAGGAAAUUCGCCCCCCCCCCUCAAAACGUGGCGAUAUUCCUAGGAAUAUCGCCCCCGCCUAGGAAUAUCGUCUCCCAGGGGGGUGGGGCGAAUACCCUAGGAAUAUCGCCCCCCAUAUAUGCGAUGUGGUUUAUUCAAAUAAUUUCGUGAUACUUUCAUCUUAUUAUUGCCUUACACGUUUGAGAAUUUAACUCUGCAAAACUAAAGCUUUUUUGUCUUUUUUUGAAACGUAUUAUUGGAGUAUUGGCAAGUUUUACAUGCAGAGAUUUACAAACUAAUAUUGAAACUGUAAAAAACAGUUUCAUGUAUAUGCGCAUUCACAAAUGAGUAAUGACAACUUAUAAGCCAUACAUUUUCCGAUAACGACAGAACACUUGUGUAGCCUUUAGUCGCUCUUACCAGGUGAUCUCGUGUUCGUAUUUUAGCCAAUCAGCGCUCAGAAAGGGUUGUCCGAAUAGAAAUUCAUUUUGAUGUAUUCAGUCAAUUAUAUCUUUCGUUAUUCUUUAUGAAACUAGUUGAAAUUUUGUAAUUAAGUUUGGUUAUGGGAACUAUAGCUCUGACAAAAAUAUGGAAUCGAAAUAAAGUAUAUUACAGGAGAUAUUCAGUUGUUUUAAUCAUAAAAUGGAUUUCUAUUUGACAACUAGUGCCAGUACUUUUCCGCGUAUCAAGAUCACCUGGUAGUGACUAAUAAUUUUUUUUGAGGGGGGGCAAAAUGGGGGGGCAAAAAAUAAUUUGGGGGGCAUUUUUGCCUGGCGCCGCCACUGCUGAAAAGUGCCACUGAGAGCUAGUUUACCAAGUAUAAUUUGAACAAACAUGCACAGGCCAGAGUGAUGUUCUCUUCUGCUUGUCUUUAAUUAUGUUCUACUUCUCGAAAAAUCCUUCAAUUCUUCAAGCUUCCUGUAUUCAUGUUUUCAUCUUGACUUGCUACGAUAUUUCGUUUGGCUUUUCUCAAGUUUCCCUAAUUCCCCGAUUAGUACAACUUGUGAACAUUUUCUUGACAGCAGCGCGAUAAUUUUGGCUGAAUAAUAUAAACAUUAAAGGAUGACAAAAAGCUGACACAUGUCCAAGUAGGGAAAUAUAGGUCAAGCAGCCAUAACUCAUAUCUUUCAACGAUAACAAUCUCAGCGCAUAGCCCAGACUCGGUAGUCGUGUGACUCCAAACAAGAAAGUGUUCGUUAUCAACAUUUUGACAAUAUUUUUUUUGUCUUUAAUAUCCUGCGCAUUCGUUACUGACGAAGCUUCGCGGAAGAUUGUUUUUGAAAUGUAAAUACCAUAGAUAAUCUUCCCGUAACAACUCACGAUUAUGAAAAGCGAAAUAGCGACGGAUGUGACAAUGGUUCCCAACAGAAAAUACCAAGAUUUCUCGCUGCCUAUUUGUACCAUGAAGGAUAAUGGCGCUGAGAACAGCAUUGCAAGAACCCAAAUUAAACAAAUCACUAUUUUUACAGCUCGUUUCGUUAACCGACGAUGUAUUUUCAUCGGAUUGAUAAGAGCAUUGUAUCUUUCUAUAGCUAAAAGGGCUAAAUUGACAGCGGUGAUAAAAAAUGGACUUACAACAAAUAUUCUUAUUGCGAGGAAAAAGCUAUAAAUCUCUUUUAUUUCGCUUGAGGUAAACGCUUCACUCGUGUUUUCUAUGUAGAUUAUAAAACUGACCAUCACUGUAGCUACUACAAGGUAAAUGACUUCCGUAAACGCGUUGUUGGCCAGUAGAAAAUUCGUAGGGUUAUGCAUCGCUUUGUUCCGCCAUACGAGCAGAAUGAUGAGCAUAUUAUUGAACAUUCCCACUGCAGAAAUCACCACACCCGCCCAUAUGAGCCCUAAGACUGAGACAGCCUCGGGCAAUUUGCAUUGUAGACCGACGUAGUUUUUCGUCGCAUUGUCCAUUGUUUUUCCUCUUCGUUUCCCAAACUGUUAUCCUCGACAAAAAGACACUCGAACCUAGUGCAAAUAAGCUCAAACUUGUCAAUCGACACAUUUGUUACCCCUCAGUGAAAUAUUUGCAUAGAAAUGUUAGAUUAAGUGAAGUUUCAUAUAAAAUGCAAGUAAUAUAAACACGAUUGAUGAAGCUAAAUUGUUUUUUUAUUAAUAAUAUACACACAUAAAUAAAUGUAUAUUAAAAAGUGGAGACUAUAAAUUAUAAAUGCACUCCUUUUAAACGCACUGUUCAUUUCUCAUCAAGUUUUCAUUAAAAUGAACCAAAAUCUAAUCGACUUUUUACUGGCCUACGACUAUUAGUUCCCCAAAUUUUCGUAUAAAACUAUGUGAUCAUUCUUGAGUACUGCUGACAGACAACCCUCCCCCCUCCCCCCCCCCUCCCUAGCCUGCGCCGCCCACACUACAUGUCAUCAUAGAGUCUACGGCGCAGGCUACCACCCAAAAAAAAACCCACGCUACUGAGCCACCUUAAACGUUCCGAGCUGUUCCGAACACACAUUCAUAUAUGGUCAUCCUCGUACCAAUCCGCCGUAUCUAUGACGUAAUUCGUGUAGGUAACUGUGACGUAAUUAAUUUGUAACAAGUAAUUGUUACUUACAGUUAUUGUUCUUAACACGUUUCGAAGCGAUGUCGAGUGAAAAAUGAGAAUCAUUGUAUUGUUUUGGCUUUUGAUUGCAUGCGUUUGCGUGGCAGUGUUGAGCCGAGUUGGCGACGAAUCAUUGUCGCGCAAUUUGAACUGUUCUGCUGGAAAUUUCAGCGAAAUUUUUUAUCAUUGUAAGUAUAAUUAAUUUUUCAUUGCUAGUGUUUUGUAAACAUUCUUUUUCUCUUUUAAUUGUUUAUUUUAUUUCUACUCAAGUGAACAGUUCUUGCCUCUUUGCAAUUUUUUCUUGUUGGAUCAAAGUAAUGGAAGAUUUCAACUUGAUUUUAUUUUUUUCUAGGGAAUGUAUCCAGCUUAACGUUGAAAGAUGUCAAGUGCGGAGUUGGUUAUUUGGGUGAGUGUUCGAAACAGGUUUUAGUUCUGAACUAUAUGAACGUUUUGGUGCGCAAAUUUUAAAUGAAGUAAUCUUUUAUUUUCAAAUUUUAGGGAACAUCAUUUACCAUUUUGGUAGCGAGUGUUGGCUGUCCUUUGUGCACUUCGUACAUGUAUUGCAAUCUUCGUUGAUAAUGUCAAUCAUAAUUACGUUGUACUACUUCAGUGUGGCGUUGUUGGCAUGUGAUAUUUUCUACACUGUCAUUAUUAAACCGAGGUAAUUUGCACUUGAUAGCUCUAUCAGUUCCUAACUGUUCUCUCUAGGGGAUCCAUUAAAGAUCAUCUCUUAUUGAUCCAGUGUUACUACAGGAGGAAACCUAAACUAAACUAACUUUAUUUAUACUGGAUAGUUCUAUCAGUUCCAAAAUAUUUUCCCUAGAGGUCCAGUAAAGACCAUCUCUUACUGAUCCAGUGUUACUACAGGAGGAAACCUAAACUAAACUAACUUUAUUUAUACUGGAUAGCUCUGUCAGUUCUAAACUGUUCUCCCUAGAGGUCCAGUAAGGAUCAUCUGUUAUUGAUCCAGUGUUAAUACUACAGGAGGAAACCUAAACUAAACUAACUUUAUUUAUACUGGAUAGCUCUGUCAGUUCUAAACUGUUCUUCCCUGUAGAGGUCCAGUAAGGAUCGUCUCUUGUACGCAGGGCGCUUAUAUAUAUAAUAGCGAGGUUUAGCAAAGACGACGCGACGUCAACCACGACGUGAGAAUGGCGUAAAAAUGGCGUGGGCACAUCCAUAGAUGGGCAUAUCACGCCAUUUUUACGCCAUUUUCACGUCGUCUUUGACGUCACGUCGUCUUUGCUAAACCUCGCUAAUAUAUAUAUAAGCGCCCUGCUUGUACGUGUGGCAUGCGCGCGCUAAUUAGAACAAUCACGUCGUGUCUUACGUCACUGUUUAAUCGACCUUUAAAUGACGUGAGCAAACAGAUCACGACAUUUUUAGUAUAAAGUACGCGUGAAUUCAAAUUUAGUCAGUUGAACUUGUAUUAAGUUCUUUGUAUGUUUGCAUGGUGAUAAAAUAUAAUAGGUUUUGUUUGUGGAAACACCACGUAAAUUUAUUACUGAACUUGUAUUAUUUGCACUGGGAUGUUUUUACUAUAAAAUUGCUUGGUGUUUUCGCCAAAGCAAAACAAUCAUCGUUAUUUCACCAUGCAAACAUGAAAACAACUUAUUUUAUUUUUUGUUGUAGAUUUCUGCCGGAAGAGAGACAAGGUGUCGACGUUUCCGACAGCGAAAAAGAAGACGCUGCCUCUAGCAACACCAGUUCAACGAUUUCGAUUCAUAUGCUGUUUGAAUUGAACUCUGCUAUGUCUGUGAACUCCGCGUUAAAAUUAGACAAGGAUUGUUCCUGGUCAGUGGUUGAAUCUUUGUCUAAUUUAAGCGCCAGCCAUUCAAAUGUAAGUAUGUUUUAA